Acanthosepion pharaonis is the source of this 3174-nucleotide messenger RNA. The record is from the annotation of a GenBank genome assembly. Lineage: Eukaryota; Metazoa; Mollusca; Cephalopoda; Sepiida; Sepiidae.
AUGGUGCACCUGAGCAAAAUCGGCGCAGCCAUCUCAGAACCUAAUUUCUAUGAUCCAGUUCUCAAAUCAACACAGAAGAUCCGCAAUGGAGAACACUUCUUCUUGGGGUCUUUAUAUGAAGAUGAAAAGGAUGUAAAACUACGACCAGAAAUUACUGCCGAGGACAAAGAUGAAGGAAAAUCAGGACUAGUCUGUGGCUAUAAAAUUAUUGGGCCACACUCACAUGUACGUCAUUAUUCCAACAAGUCUCUUGUUAUUAUCCAUGUGGAAGAUAUUGAUGAAUUUGCUCCCAAGUUCAGCCAGGAUACCUAUGAAGUGGAAGUAGAAGAGGGCCAUCUUUUUGAUGCCAUUAUCCAGUUAACAGCUACUGACAAGGACAGGUCAGCCAAGUACAAAGAUAUAAGUGGCUACUUUAUUCUGGACAAUGAUGUUCCGUUUGAAAUUAAUAAACAUGAUAUUCCGCAACGUCUUGAAUAUAUACCCAACUCUGGGCGCCAUAAGAUCUGUGAGAAUGCUCAUCUAGAUUUAUGUGACAAGCCAUACAGUAUUGAAAAAGUCUCUGUCCGCAUGGUCCUCACGACCAAACACAUUGGAAAAGGUUGCGAUAGAGAUACCUAUUCCAUCUCUUCCCAACGUAAACUCUGUGGUGCUAGUGGUGACAGCAUUGACCUUCUCCCCUCACCCAGUGUGGCCUCUUGGACUUCCAGUCUUCCUACUGACGAUGGUAAUGAAAGUGACCAGAUCUUUGCUUUUGACGGCCAGACAAAUGCAGUGGAAGUUCCCGAAGGUCACUUCAAUCACACACUUACUAAUCAUUUUACCAUUUCCACUUGGAUGAAACAUGAGCGUCACCCGAAAAAGGAUAAUAGCGAAGCCCCUUCAAAGUCACACAAAGCCCCAAAAGAACACAUUCUUUGUAUGUCUGAUGGAGACCAUUUGAACCGACAUCAUUAUGGAUUAUUUGUUCAUGGCGAGAAAUUGAUUUUCCUGUUGCGCCGUGAGGCUGAGAAUAGUGAAAAUAUGGAAGCAUUCCGACCAGCAGAAUGGAGAUGGCAUCUGCCGCAGAUUAAUGAUGGAAAAUGGCACCAUUAUGCCAUCAGCGCUGAUUACUCGGAGGUGCACCUCUACAUUGAUGGCAAAGUUGUCGUACCUUCUAGCCAUGACUUAGAAGUUGUUGAUGAUUGGCCUCUUCACCAGUCCAAAAAGGUUUUGUUCACAGAAUUGGUAAUUGGAGCCUGUUGGCAAGCUCGAAAAGAAUUCAUGUUGGACAGUUGCACUGUUGAAGCAGACCCCCCACUUAACCUUCGUGAAGAAGUCCUCUUGACCCCACAUGAUCUUAUCAGACAAUUGCAACUUGAAAGCAGCCUCACUAAUGAGGAACUUCAAAUCAAAAAUUUGGGAAUGGCUGCAAUCAUUGUGAUAUGCGUAGGAUUCCUGCUUUUCAUGAUUAUCUUGGGUGUUAUCAGAAUUCGUGCUGCGCACAAACGCACCCAGGUAGUUGCUGUGGAUGAGAAGCAGGAAAUGGAGUGGGACAACUCAGCUCUCAACAUCACUGUCAACCCUAUGGAUCAACCUUAUGGUGGAUCCGAUAGCGCCAUGCAAGCAUUGCGUAUUGCUGACAAAAUUAUAAUUAAAACCAACUUUCCUUUUUCUUUUUUCCUUUCUUUUUCUUUUUUCCUUUCUUUUUCUUUUUUCUUUUUUCCUUUCUUUUUCUUUUUUCCUUUUUCUUUCUUUCUUUUUUCCAUUUUCUUUCUUUCUUUUUUCCUUUUUCUUUUUUCCUUUUUCUUUCUUUCUUUUUCCUUUUUCUUUUUCUUUCUUUCUUUCUCUUUCUUUCUCUUUCUUUCUUUCUCUUUCUUUCUCUUUCUUUCUCUUUCUUUCUUUCUCUUUCUUUCUUUCUCUUUCUUUCUUUCUCUUUCUUUCUUUCUCUUUCUUUCUUUCUCUUUCUUUCUUUCUCUUUCUUUCUUUCUCUUUCUCUUUCUUUCUCUUUCUCUUUCUUUUCUUUCUCUUUCUUUCUUUCUCUUUCUUUCUUUCUCUUUCUUUCUUUCUCUUUCUUUCUCUUUCUUUCUCUUUCUUUCUUUCUCUCUCUCUCUUUCUUUCUUUCUCUUUCUCUCUCUCUCUUUCUUUCUUUCUCUUUCUCUCUCUCUCUUUCUCUCUUUCUCUCUCUCUCUUUCUCUCUCUCUCUCUUUCUCUCUUUCUCUCUUUCUCUUUCUUUCUCUCUUUCUCUCUUUCUCUUUCUUUCUCUCUUUCUCUUUUUAUUUUUCUUUAUUUUUUCUUCUUUUUUGUCAUCCUUUCUUUUUUCUUCUCUCUCUUUCUUGUUCUUUUCUUCUCUCUCUUUCUUGUUCUUUUCUUCUCUCUCUUUCUUGUUCUUUUCUUCUCUCUCUUUCUUGUUCUUUUCUUCUCUCUCUUUCUUUUUUUUUUCCUCUCUCUUUCUUGUUCUUUUUUUCUCCUCUCUCUUUCUUGUUCUUUUUUUUUCUUCUCUCUUUCUUGUUUUUUUUUUCUCCUCUCUCUUUCUUGUUCUUUUUUUCUCCUCUCUCUUUCUUGUUCUUUUUUUCUCCUCUCUCUUUCUUGUUCUUUUUUUCUCCUCUCUCUUUCUUGUUCUUUUUUUCCUCUCUCUUUCUUGUUCUUUUUUUUCUCCUCUCUCUUUCUUGUUCUUUUUUUUCUCCUCUCUCUUUCUUGUUCUGUUUUUUUCUUCUCUCUCUCUCUGUUUUUUUCUUCUUCUUUUUUUUGUUUUUUUUUCUCUCUCUCUUUCUUGUUCUUUUUUUUCUCCUCUCUCUUUCUUGUUCUUUUUUUUCUCCUCUCUCUUUCUUGUUCUGUUUUUUUCUUCUCUCUCUCUUUCUUGUUCUGUUUUUUUCUUCUCUCUCUCUUUCUUGUUCUGUUUUUUUCUUCUCUCUCUCUUUCUUGUUCUGUUUUUUUCUUCUCUCUCUCUUUCUUGUUCUGUUUUUUUCUUCUCUCUCUCUUUCUUGUUCUGUUUUUUCUUCUCUCUCUCGUUCUUUUUUCUCUUUUUCACUCUCAUUAUUGUUUUCUCUCUUUUUCUCUACCCUCUCCUUCUUUUUCUUCCGCUUUUAUUUCUUUAUUCCUUACUUACUUUCAACCCGCAGAGGGCCGAUAAGCCAUAAAAACCCUAUCAAUCCUUAUUUUCUUUUCAUUCUCCAUUUUUCUCCUCAAUUUGUGUAA